GUCGAGAAGGCUGUGCACGGAUCGGAGGCACGUCAGUUAGAACAAAAUUAUUCAUUCACAGUUAGAUCAUAUUCUGUGAGAAGACAAUCAUGAAUUCUAAAAUUAGAGCACGGUCUGCAAAGACCAAAACCACGAUAACGAAAACAAAUGCUGCAACGGAAUCUAAUAAUGAUAAUAUUGUAUUUUCUUAUACAAAAUCUAGGCCAAAAACUGCCAAAGUACGGACAUUGCCAAAGAAAUUGCCAACAACAUCUACGCCAAAGAGGACAACACAACCUGUAAGGAAAGCAGAUCGAAAAGACUCCUUUGAGGACCAUGUAUAUCAACCCAAAACAAACCAAUAUAAGGGGAUUCUAAAAAAGCCUAGUUUAGAUUUAGAUCUUGAUUUAAGUGAAACAACAAUCACUAAAGUGGAAGAUGAUCUACGAAUUGAGGACUUGGAAUUAACACAAAAUACAACAGCAUUUAUGACUGAUAUAGAAAUGGAGACAGAUGACAGUGUGCAGAUUUCAUCAAAGUUGCGACCAGUGACUCAUGAUGGAAGUAAUGCAGCAAGAGGUGACCAAGCUAGUCCUCGUAUGUUUGGUCGAUCUAAUACAUCAAGUCCAACGGGGAUGUCACAGAAAAAGACUGUUACACGAUUGGGUAAGAGAACCAAGCUAGAAUCAACUCAUGCUAAUAUAGAAGAAAUUGAUAAUGAGGAUAUUGAAUUGUAUGAAGCUGACACAGGUACGAGGUCCUCCUCUCAGAUGGAUGUCAACCAAACAAUUGAUAUCACUGAUGACAGAGGUUACGACACCGAUCUUGAAAAUACUGAGGAGCCUGAGGCGUAUGACCACACUGGCAAAACUGCUUAUGUCGAUGCCUGUAAGAGGCAAGGUGUUAUACCAGUGUCAUAUUUCUUGCGUCACAUGCAUGACCCUUCACUGGAACUGAAGCAUCAUUGUUUGGGAUCAGAGGGCAUGAAACCCAUUGCUGUAUCUCUUGUGAGCAAUUGUUACAUCACGCAGCUGAAUCUCAGUGACAACUGGUUGGGAGUCUCCGGUGGUCUCUCCGUGUGUGAGAUGUUACGAGAGAAUUGUUACAUCACAGAUAUCGACCUAUCCGAUAACAAGCUUUCCCGCCAAGUCGCACAAUCAUUAUUAGAAGUUUUAAACACAAAUAUAACCAUACAGAAACUGAAUAUUUCCGGGAAUGACUUUGAUGAUAGCUGUGCUCAAUGUUUUGCUGAUGCAAUCUAUAAUACAUCAAAACUAGAAUAUUUAGACAUGAGCCGAAACAGAUUCGGUGAAGUAGCCGGUGUACUAUUUUGUCCCGCCAUAUCAGAAAAUAGUUCCCUGAAGUACCUAGAUUUAAGCUGGAACUGUAUACGGCGGAAAGGGGCGGUUGCAUUGGCAGCAGGAUUAAAAGGUAAUAUAGCAUUGAAGAAGGUCAACUUAUCCUGGAAUGGUUUUGGCAAUGAGGGUGCUUUGGCACUUGGGGACUGUCUAAAAGUCAACUCGGUGUUAGAAGAACUGGAUAUAUCCAACAACCGUAUCCUCACUGAAGGAGCUGUUUUGUUUGGAAAAGGUAUUGCAGUCAAUGAAACACUACGAAUAUUAAAGAUGGGAAAGAAUCCAAUGCAGAGUGCCGGGUGCUUUGCUUUAUGUACGGCUCUUCUCAAGAAUGCGAAUUCUGUCAUGGAAGAGAUGGACUUCACGGACGUUAUCGUCAACCCUGACUUUAAGGACAUUUUUGAGAAAGUAAAAGAAGUAAAGCCAGAUAUAGUUAUACGUCACGGAGGGGAUGAAACCCCCAAGAAGCCAAAAGCACGAGUGCAUCCUAUGGUCAAAUUAAAGAACUAUAUCGAUAAGAACAAUUUACGACUAGUUGAUUUUUUCAACAAGUUCGAUAAAGAUCGAAGUAUGAGUGUGACUCGGGCAGAAUUUGCUGAAGGAAUCACGGAAUUUGCAGAGGAGACUGGAAUUAAGCUUACUGUACAGGAAGUCCAACUUCUAUGUGAUGAAUUAGAUAAGGAUGGAGAUGGAGAAAUCAAUUAUAGCCCAUUACUUCUGCUUUAGUGAAAUGAUGAUUAGUCAUACACAAUUCAUGGCUAAUGAAAGAGGGCAUCUACUCUGAAUCUGAGGGCAUCUAACCAGGAGCUGAGGGCAUCUAAAGUUGGACCAUCGAUGAUGGUUGACUACAGAGGGCAUCUAUCUAGGAGCUGGGGGCAUCUGAGGUGGAACCCUAGAUAUCCAUUGAACUACAGGGGGCAUCUUAUCAGGAGCUGGGGGCAUAUGCUGUUGGACCAUAGAUCAAUGAACUAUGGGGGGCAUCUAUUCGUUAAUAUGGAUUUAAAAAGACAAACAUAGUCUCUUCAAAACAUUUUUACAGUGAAAUUAGGAAUGUUUUAGACCACAGAUGUACCCCAGAUAUUGGGUAUCUUUGACUCGUAUUGAGAACAUAUCUAAAACAAAUUGACAAGCUUUAUCAUGGAAGUGAUGCCAUAUAUGUGCAACCAGUGCAAAUGAUAAGUGUACAAUUAGAAUGAGGCUUCUAGUACUGUACAUUGCAAUUUUGUAUCCAAUUUUAUUUUCAAAUUGAUUAUAGGUUGUUCCAAAAUAUCAGUAUUGGACUGUGUAUAGCAUUCAGUCGUCAUUGUUAGGCAUCUGUAACAAAAGGCAGGUG
Messenger RNA from Owenia fusiformis, 2667 nucleotides. The record is from the annotation of a GenBank genome assembly. NCBI's taxonomy places the organism in Eukaryota, Metazoa, Annelida, Polychaeta, Sabellida, Oweniidae.